Micromonas pusilla CCMP1545 is the source of this 834-nucleotide messenger RNA. RefSeq names its product DNA glycosylase. The record is from RefSeq and is a predicted model, not a curated record. The transcript has a single exon. NCBI's taxonomy places the organism in Eukaryota, Viridiplantae, Chlorophyta, Mamiellophyceae, Mamiellales, Mamiellaceae. The coding region runs from base 1 to 834 and encodes 277 amino acids.
AUGGAUCUCGUCGACGACGCGAAGCCGACGAUUUCGACGUCGACGAACGAAAACGAAAAGAACGACGACCCGGACUCCACGCGAAACGCGGCCGCGGUCGCGGGCGUGCUCCCGCUCCUCGCAUUCGGCGGCCUCGUCGCCGCGGGCGCGCACUACAAAGACGAGAUAACGACGUUCCUGUACGCGUUCAGCGACGUCGUCGAGGGCUUCGGACCGGUGAAGGGGCCGAUGGCGUUCAUGGGCAUCUACGUCGCGCUCGAGAUCCUGGCGGUGCCGGCGAUCCCGUUGACGAUGUCCGCGGGGGCGAUAUUCGGCCCGGCGCAAGGCACCGCGAUGGUGUCCGUGUCCGCGACUGCCGCGGCGACGAUAUCGUUCCUCAUCGCGCGGUACGCGCUCCGCGAGAAGGUCACGGAGCUCGCGAGAAAGUACCCGAAGUUCGCCGCCGUCGACGACGCGAUCGGCGAGGACUCGUUCAAGGUCGUCGCGUUGCUUCGGCUGUCCCCGCUGCUGCCGUUCGCGUUGUCCAACUACCUGUACGGCCUCACGAGCGUGAAGACGAAGCCGUACGUCCUCGCGUCGUGGCUCGGGAUGCUCCCCGGGACGUUCGCGUACGUCAGCGCCGGCGCGGUGGGACGAACGCUCAUCGAGGCGGGGGAGAGCGCGGCGAGCGGCGGCGGCGCGGGGGGAGAAUGGACGCACGCCGCGCAGGUCCUGUGCGGGUUCGGGUUCGCGGUCCUGUCGGGGGGGUACGUCACGCGGUUAGCGACGGAGGCGUUGAAGGAGGUGGAGGACGAGAUGGAGCGCGUGGAGAGGGAAGCCGCCAAGGGCGAGUGA